Molecule: messenger RNA, 7732 nt
Organism: Stegastes partitus (bicolor damselfish)
Lineage: Eukaryota; Metazoa; Chordata; Actinopteri; Pomacentridae
Gene: pgap1
Product: post-GPI attachment to proteins inositol deacylase 1
Exons: 26
Coding region: 79-2895 (938 amino acids)
Biological process (GO): GPI anchor metabolic process; endoplasmic reticulum to Golgi vesicle-mediated transport
Cellular component (GO): endoplasmic reticulum
Molecular function (GO): phosphatidylinositol deacylase activity
Source: RefSeq, a predicted model, not a curated record
GGGUGGAAAGAGGAUGAAAACCGAAACAUGGAGCUUGCACACCUGUAAAAUUUAAAAGCCACCCUCAAGAUUUGAACCAUGAAACUCGCCACUGUGGCCUUUUACGGAGUCGCUCUGGGGCUGCUGGCGGUCGGCCUGCGAGAGUUGCUAACUGGCUUCGAGGAGAACAGAUGCAGCAUGACCUAUAUGUUUGAAUACCCAGAGUAUCGGCGUGUUGCUCUGCCUCGUCGCGUGGCCAGACUGUACCCAGCAUACGGGCUCUACCUGUAUGGAGAGGGUCUGUACGCCCAGGAGACCCGAGCCCUUAAACUCACCGGUGCCCCUGUGCUGUUCCUGCCUGGAAAUGCAGGAAGUUACAAACAAGCUCGCUCCCUGGGCUCAGUCGCCUUGAGGAAGGCCGAAAACAUGGAAGCAGGUCUCCACUUCAACGUGUUCACUGUGGACUUCAACGAGGAGCUGGUGGCCCUUUACGGCGGCAGUUUGCUCAGGCAGACACAUUUCCUGCACGAGAGCAUCAAAGCCAUCCUGAGGCUCUACAAGCACCUGAAGACCCCCCCGAAGAGCGUAGUGCUUGUUGGUCAUUCCAUGGGAGGGGUGGUGGCCCGAGCGCUGUUCACGUUGCCUCGCUUCAACACUAACCUGGUCAGCCUCAUCAUCACCCAGGCCUCCCCUCACCAGGCUCCAGUGCUGGCCCUGGACCCAUACCUGCUGGAUUUCUACUCAGCUGUGAGACAGAAGUGGGUGAACCAGGCAAACAAGCUCAGGAAUGUCACAGUUCUGUCCGUCGGAGGUGGUUACCGUGACUACCAGGUCCGCUCUGGCCUGACGUCCCUUCCUUGUCCCCGAGGAGACCGUAAUAAGCUGUCGCUGGUGGUAACUGCAGUUCCCAGGACAUGGGUGUCCACUGAUCAUCUAUCCAUUGUUUGGUGCAAAGAGCUGGUUCUUGCUACUGUGAGGGCAUUUUUUGACCUCAUCGAUCCAGAAACCAGACAGUUCACAGAAAACAUGGAGAAGAAAAUGAUCGUGCUCAACCAUCACUUCAUCAGACACCCUGUCAGGAUGCUGGGAGAAACUCAAGACACCUCCAUCUCAAUCCUCGAUUUUCCUGAAGCAUGGAGUGAAGUUAACACACUACGUCUGGCUUACAGCACUCCAAAGGAAGGACAAGUCAAAUACUUUCUGUUUGCUCUGUCGAGUCGCAGGAAAGCCUACAGUCAUUUCUACUGUCGGAGCAACAACCUGGAGAUGACUAGCUGGGUGUAUGGCUGUGUGCAGAAGAACGGUUCUUCAUGUGUGCAUGCAGUGGAUCUGUCCAUGGGAAGUGAGCUUCUGCCACCAUACAAGGUCCUCAUUCUGAGUCUCAGUGACUUGUCUUCAGUUACUCAUCUGGUUGUUUCGGCCUCCAACCUCAAUGGCAGACAGUUCACAGUGGAGUGCGAGUGGCAGAGACAGGAAUCUCAGACUUUAUCGGUCCCGGUGCCACACGUCCUGUCCUUAGGUUUGGCUGCCAGCGAUGUCACAGUCAACUCCUCUGGCCUUCUUCACACCAUCGAACUGCAACACUUUCACCAAGUCUACCAGGCUUUCAGAAUUAAUGUUGCCAGCCAGUGCAAAGUAAAUAAAGAUAGAUUGCCAAAUGUGUACAGGAUAAAAGUGCCGUGGUUUCGAGAGGACUCUUUAACUACAGUCAGUGUGCCGUCAGUGACAGAAAUCUCAGGGAUGCUACAUACAAGUCGUCCAGACAAUACCUCAGGUGUCCUCCUGCAGCUCCACACUGCUCCCAACUGCCAGUAUAAGGUGUCGAUUAGAGCUUCAUUACCCAAGGUUCUGGGGCAGAUUCUGAGGUUCUGUGGUCCCAUGGUGCCAGUGUACACCGCUGUUACCCUCCUCCUGGCCUGUGGGGGGCAGCUGUCCUCCAUCUGGAAAUCGAGAAGAGCUGCAGCCAUGAGCCUGGUGGUAGCCAAAGGCCUGCAGCCUCACAAAGUCAACAUACCUGUAUAUAUUCUGCACAUCUUCCUGAGCUGUAGCUGUUUUCACGAGGUGCGGUCCUUUCUUUACCUCCCACCGAUGGAUACACUCACCCCAACUUUCCCUGAUGGGACAUUUCAUGAAGGAGUCCCACCAGCUGAAGAAUGGCCCCACCUUCUUUCCCCUCUGCUCUACAUCUUGGGGGCAGCCGUGGCAUACUGGGGCAGCACGCUGCUCCGUCUCAUCAUACGACUGAUCUCAUUAAUAUUAGCUCCACUGCACAGACCGUCUGUGUCGAGGGACUGUGGCACCUUGAGACUACGAACCCAGAUCCUCAUCACUGGGGGUCUGACUGUUAUGGGCGCGACAUCCUGUGGGGCGUUGUCAAUCUUUGUCUCCUUUCUGUUCCACCUUUAUAGGGUACUAAGGCUGCAGAUGACAGAAAGGUCCUUAAGUCACAUGCUGAAUCUGGCACCCCGGAAGCACAAAGAGACGGAAAAUGGCACAAUCGAUACUGAAUCCUUGAGAAAGACUAAAGAAUGUAGCGGCGCCCCCCUUCUGUCUGAGUGCGCUCUGCAGGAGGUGAGGGAGGACCUUCAGCUCCACCUCUGCCUAUCGGCGCUCUUCACGCUACCUGUCAUGCUCAGCGCACCCUCGCUUAUCCACUGGAUCCGCAACCUGAGGUACUCCGCCCAGUUGGAUCCUGAUCCUUGUUGGCCACACAUUGUGCCUCUAAUUAUUGUCUACAUGCUGCUCAUUAACUGCAACACUUUAAAACUCAGCAACAGUAAACUCCUGCCUCUGGCCUCCUGCCUCCCUCUCCCCUUGGCCAUCACCAUGGUGACCUUCUCUCCGCUUCACCUCUACAGAGUGUCCUACUUCUUGUUGGCAGCACUCGUCCCUCUGGCCUCGUGUUGUCUUCUCUGACGGUAUCUGGCUGGUCUCAGUCUCCAUCUCCACCAUAACAUGCCUCUCUCUAAUCCACAGCAUGACUCAGCGAAGCCGGUUGAGACAGAUUUGUACGGAGAAGACUUUCUGUAUGGAGCUGCCAUGGAGCAGAGCCAUAGACAUACAUAGCCUGGGAAACUGCCUGCUCUAUGUUAGCGCUAAAAGCUCCACGGCAAUUACACUUGGUUUUAAAAGGAGACGAUGUAAUGGCCUUGGAACAUUUGGUGCGAAUAUGGCUCCGUUAGAUUGACCCGAAACCAUGUUUGCCUUACUCUGUAUAUCUAUAGCUCUGCCUUCAGGGAGCAAGAACUCAAAAAAAAAAAAAAAACCCAGUGAAGCUACUGAUAUUAGAGAUUUUCAACAGGGUGUUACUGUUAACAUGUGCUAAUUUUAUUUUUUUUGAUUUUCUUGUUCCUCGUGUCAACAGUGGCAUUGUUCGCUGCGGUCACAAUGCUGUAAACUCCUACACUGCCUACUGCUUAGCAAUGACUUAGAGCUGUACCCGUUACUUGUUGUCUGAUGUAGCACCGCCACCGAACCAACGGCAGUGUCAUGCAUUCAUUCCAUAGGAAAAAAUCCAAAGCAAUCAUGUUUACAUUCUCCUUGUUUUUUUUUUUUCAACACACAGCUGCUGCAAAAAGAAGGGUUGCACUAGAAAAGGCUUAUGUUCAACCUCUAGAAUCUCUCCCAGUAGACAGACGAGGGAUGUUCCAUGAUCUCUGCAGGUGUAGCUAAACAGCUUCAUUAGCGUCGUCAAACUUGAGAGCGGUAUUUAUUUUACGAAAAACGUGCGUCUUGUACCGGAUACUCGCGAUGUGAGGUCACUCGUGCAUUCAUUCACUUACUAUUGGCAACAGUGACUGUUAACGGCCUCGGGGCUUGUUUUAAAAUAAGCAUCUAAAAGUCUUGUGGACAGAAAUAAUAGCCACACAUUUCCCUGUUGUAUAGAGAUGAGCCAAGCGCUUAAAAGCAGGAAAGCAGCUGGGAAUUUGAGAAGUAGUCCAACUCAGCCCCCCCAUGUUUACCUGUUCUCUCUCACCGUGCUCAUUCCAACAUCAACCAUGCCUUACUUCCUGAUUCAGAACACAGUUUCUUUUGUUUGGUUUUUUUGUUUAAAUCAGAAAUAUUAUUCUCACCCGUCAGUUCAGAUGAAACUCUGAACUCCCUGGUCAGAGCAUAAUGUCACCUCAUUCCUUACAAGUAUUUAGUUUAACUGACUGUAGCAUAACUUUGGUUUGAACAAAACAGCAGCUGACUGACCAGUAUAUAUGAUUUUUUUUUCCUCCUUUAAAUAAAAUGCAUACAGAUUGUUGCUAUUGAAAUCAACUUUACAUCAGAAAUGUUAUAAUUUGUCACUUACACAUCUCCAGAUAUAAAUGUAUGAAGUAGCUCUUCUGUUGAUCAGCGUCAUGAAGUCCUGACUGUGCUGAACUCCAGUUAUGAUAAAACAGCGCUGCAUGAAAAAGUUCAACAGGAAGCGAGUCCUUAAUAGUAACGUUUGAUCCAAAAACCUCCAUGUCACAAACCCAGUCUGUGUUUAUGUGCCAGAGCGGAUGCAGUGCAGAAGGGUUGACUGGUUAAAUGCAAUUACACAAACACUUCAUGAGGUGAUCGUGAGAUAAAAAGUGCUAAACAGACAAAAUUAGCAUCAAGGGAGGAAACAAAUGCUUAAUAUUCAUUGAUUUUUUUUUCAUUGUGGACACACAGACGCAUAGUUUAACCAUACAGUUGAGUUUAUGUGGUUGUUUAUGUGCAGCAGGGGGUAAUAAGAUGUCUUUGGCAUUCAAACAGGAAUUUCAAGCUUGUUUUUUUUUUGUAUGGUGGUGCAGUAUUUAGGUUAUUGAGGGGGACUUGUCUCGUGUCUCUGAACUGUGUGUUGACGUUUGGUUAUUUGUCGUAUGAAUAUUUCUGACCACAGAGUCCACAAACUUUUGAAAUUGAUAAAACUAUUGUGAACUAAAGUCAACCACACAUGGACUAGCAAAAAUAAAAAAUAAAAAAUCUUGCGACCAUUUGAAUGUUAAUUCUGCAUAUAAAAGUACAUGUGGGUUUCUUAUGGUUUCUGUUUCGAAUAUUUUAAGAGCCAUUUUUUUUCAGAUGUGCUGUUUGUGGCACCGAGUGUUUAAACCCCCGUCAUUUUCAAAAACGAUUUGGUGCUGCAGGUUUUAGCAAAUGUUGCCAAAAGUGAAUAGAGCAUCGGUUGGGGACUACUUUCAUGGCAGGCUUGAACACAUUUGGUGUCCUAGCAGCUGGAGGGUGUAUGUACUGAAGAACGGUGUCAUCCAGCAGUGUGUUCAGGACAACAAUCAAGCUGUUUGGCACAGAGGAAUACGAUAUAUCAGCCUUUGAAUACACGAUACUUCUUAAUGGUGUACACUCAUCAAUAUAAAACCUCACCGGACGUAUCCUUCAAUUUAAGGUGUUGCUUGAUCUGAUGAAGAUUUUUGAAGUGGAUAAAACCAGAGAAGGGGAAUUCUUUUGCCACAACUGUGAUUGAAAACGUUUUCUGUGUGCUGGUGUGUAGUCAUGGCAUUCAUGUAGGCCUGACAUUCUGUUAAUGUUUGAGUUCAGUUUUUGUUACCAGUUACUUUCAGUUGCACUCAGAGUGAUUCGUAACUGUAACUAACAUGAUUUAUCUGUGCUGUCUCAAGAGUCACCUACACUGAUUAGAUUCCAAACGUUGUGAUGAUGCAGAAACACCAGCUUUUGGUGUCGCUCGUUAAGUGCAGUUUUCUUUUCUUUCAUUGUAUGCCUUUUUUUAUGUUGACGACUGUGUCUUAUACUGCUGUUGCUUUUGUCCCGUGUCCCUCUGUCGUUGCUCUCGCCUCCCCCUUCCCCUCCUGUCGGCGAAGCAGCUGCCGUGCCUUUCUGCUUUCUCCUGUAUGUAGCACAUCAUUCAGACCUGCCAAACCCAUUCAGCGCUCGGCCGAGCCACAAAGGCCUACAGUGAAUGUAACUUCACUGGUUCUGCGCGAGUGAGUCGACUCGCUGAAUUCCUCAACAUGUCAGUAAGACUUUCUAACAACUAGAUACUAAAGAUAAGCUCAUUAGGGACCAAUCACGCUCGCCCCUCAGGCGAGCACACAGUCAUAAGCGAACAUGCUCUGCAAAGGCACCGCCGUUGUUCCCAAUGUGAAUGUACUUGCACUGAAUGUCUCGACGUGUGUUUGAAUUUGUACAAUUACUAGUGGUGGAAGUGAUCAGCUUUUCCGUGCACUCGUCCGUUUUGGUGCAGUUUUAGUGCUUUUGAGACGCACAUCGUCUGCCUCGUCGUGAUUUGGUGGCAUACGCUACUUUGUAGAGCAAAUCAGUAGAGAUGAGAGUUCUGUUUUCUAUAAAUAUACUUGUAAUUUGUAUCGGUGUUCACUGUGAUCAUGUCCUUCCAAAUGUUCACUCAAGGGUUUUCUUUGUUCACGGUGAAAAAUCCACACUUAAGAAGAAGGAGUCGCGAUGUUUAAUUUCCGAUUUGUUUGUCUGGAAUAUUUAGCACUUAACAUGAUUUGACAUCUUGUGUGUUUUGUGCCAUAUCUUUAAAAAAAUAAAUGUACUAACAGUCCUUUGAUAUGUUCAGUUAGGUUGAAAACUUAGAUUUAAAAAAAAAAAAUCAGGGAAUCAAAUUUAAUAAAAAAGAAAUUUUAAAUACUAGUUUUAAAAAAUCGGUUGUUUCUCUGUUGUUGUGCAGCUGUGGAAAAAAAAAGUCUCAUAUCUGUUCAUUUGUGCAACACUUGGCACCACAGUUCCAAUUCAGAUGAAGAGAUGUUUACAGGGAAGAAGCCAGUGACCACAUUAUUUGUCCAAAUUACUCCCUAUUAAGAUGCCUCCAUUUAAAUUCAUUUCAGUCUUCUAAUUAACUGACAACUAAAUUACACAUUUCAGCAUCCCAAAGUCAUCUUUACUUUUGAGGGGGGAGAAAAAAACAUGACUUGGACACUCAAGAAUCAGUUUAAUGAGAUCCUGAAUGCCAGUCAGUAAAUGGAGUUUUGCGCUGAAAUCUUUCUUUUUUUAGGAGCUUCGUUCCAAAACUAUUUUGCAUUUGAAUCAAAGCACACUAAGAAAAAAAAAAACAAGGCAUCAUCUCCUACACUGCACGAAAAUAGAUCCCUGUAAACAUCCAUUUGAAGCUUGCUGUGCAGCUGCCAAAAACUUCUGCUGCUUUUACCAAAAAACAAAACGUAGAGGCUCCCAGUUCAAGAUUUUGCACUGCCAAACCAAUUUCCUUUUUGGAAUCAAGCACUCUCAUUAAUGCAGUCUUUUAUUUAUUUUCCUGUUAGUUCUUACUGUUAAAUGGCAACUAACAUGAAACUCAACAAAACUAAAGUUGGUUAUUUCUGUUGUUUGUUUUAUCUUUGAGACACCUCGUUGUUUGUAUUCAUCAUUUUCAAUAUCGAGUAAUGAAGAAGUCCCAUUCAACCGUGUUCAUCUGGUAACAUGGAAGCAAAAAUUAGAAUAAAUGUUAGACCUGUCUAUAAGUGCUUUAAAGUGGUAGUUUCCCUUCUCUUGCUUCUGCCUCGAGGGAUCUUGAAACCCGUAACCUCCUGCUAGCUGGUCCUUGUCGUACAGAACUAGUUAGUCCUCUGACACUUGCUGACAUGCCGGGCGGUUGGAUGAGGGACGUGACCGUGUACCACAUCUCGUUUGUUUCAGUCACAUGUUCAGGCGAGGCUGUAGUGUGGAAGAGUAUUUAAUCCUCAGGUUUUCUGCGUUGUGUCAAAAUCGGUUGCUUUGAUGUUUUUAUAUUUCUCACAUUUUUAUCUGAUGUCAUUGUAAAUGGGCAAUUUUUGGCACCAUUGUUGUUUCAAUAAAACUAUGAAAAUAA